UCUCGAAAAAGCCGGUAUCACAACAAACAAAUAAACGAAUUCGUAGUAAGAACAAAUUGACUUUUUUGUUGUACAUACAGCAUUGAAUACAACCUUGAAAAAAAAACCAUCUGUAAAUUUUACAACAAUUUCGGCUGUGAAAUGUCACGCGUGGACCGCCGCGCAUCAAACGUUAUUGUUAUUAUGUGAACCGUAAAUUUUUUACAAGACUUCUUUUUCGAUUUUACUUAUAAAACCACCUUAUUAAUAUUAUUAUUAUUUUCCCAUUUACACCCAACUCUACGUUUCGCGGGGGGCUUAAAUUUAUCACAACCAUGAAGUGCAGCAAAUUAAUAUUUUGGUUUGUAUUUGGAGUGUGUUGGUUCGACGGAAAUUGUGAUCAAAUUCAACAUCAAUCCAACACCGAACCGGAAAAACCGAGGAAUAAUGGAAAUAUGGGGUACUCAUUGCUUUCUAGGUCUAUGUCUAAAGUUGUAGAAGAUUCACAUGAAAGUUGUUACGUUGAUGAUUUCGAUUGCUUAUUUGGAGCCUCAAAUGAUAAACCUGGAUUAGAGGCUAUUCGAGCUUUACAUCAACAAUUAGAUGAUGAUGCUAAUGGUGACAUUGAUUUAACUGAAACUGGUGAUUUUUUGCGUCAAGAUUUAAAAAUUGAUUCUGGUUAUGAAAAGCGUCAAAAAGCAUUCCAUCAAAACGACGAUAUGCAUAUUUCCGUUAAAGAGCUUUGGGAAUCUUGGUUAAGAUCGGAAGUCCACAACUGGACUGUUCAGCAAACCGUUGAAUGGCUCUCUGUUUGUGUGGAUUUGCCGCAAUAUGUUCCAAAUUUUAUUCAGAAUAAGGUAACUGGAGCUGCACUUCCAAGGUUGGCUGUAAAUAAUAUGAACUAUCUAAGCAGUCUAGGCAUUAAAGAUCCAAUACACAAGCAAAAAAUCUCGCUCAAAGCAAUGGAUGUGGUAUUAUUCGGACCGCCUAAAGACGGUCAUAAUUCUUGGAAAGAUUUCGUUGUAAUUUUAUUGAUUAUUGGUGGCGGUAUCGGUUUUUGGUACGGUUACCAACAAAACAAACACUUCAAAAAGAACAUAACGAGGAUGUGCACGGAAAUGGAGACACUUCAAAACGCGGAAACGGCAUUAAGAAAACUCCAAAAAGAAUUGGAAGAAGCACGACAAGCUCAGGAACAUGUUACAUCAGAAAAACAAAAUUUAGAGCGACGUUUACAAGAAAGCGAAGCCGAUCCGAAUUCUUUACAUCACUCGAAUUCCGACGGCGAAGUUUCACAACUUAAACAAGAAAUUGAGAUGUUAAGAAAUGAAUUAUUAAUAGCUGAAAGUAAACUUCAACAAGCUCCUUGUUGGUCCCCACCGGUUGGGUUACAACAAUGGUUACAAUUAACGCACGAAACUGAAAAUAAAGCUUACGUUAAAAAGAAAAUGCAAGCUGAAAAGCAAUUACAGCAUGCAAGAGAAGCUUGUGAAAAAUUGCGUAAAAAACGAUCAAGUUUUGUGGGAGCUUUUGUAAGCACCCAUGGUAAAUCAAUAGACGACGUUGAUAGAACGAUUGUGGAAGCGAGAACAGCGUUAAAUGAAGUUACCCAAGAAUUACAAGAACGAGUUCAUCGAUGGAAACAAAUUGAGAGUUUGUGCGGAUUUAAUAUUAUCCAUAAUAAUGGUUUACAAUCGUUGGAAACGGCGUUGUAUAAAGGACUAAAUGGUCGAGCUUUUGGUUUAUUAAGAAAUCGAAUUAGCAGCCAAGAUGAUUUGGACGAUGAAACCAGCUCCGUUUAUACUUCUACACCAGGAGCCGUAGAUUCAUGGCCGCAGCACAGUUGGAGAGAGGCGGACUCUUCCGGAAGCGAAGCCAGUAGACAAGACGAUGACUAUUUCGAACCAAAACAAACUACCAAUACAAAUACUGUUAAUUUCAUCGUUGGAGGGGACGUCACUAACUGGUCUGAAGAUAUUUCACCUUUAGUUCCUAAACAUACCCGAAUGUUAUCUCAACCAGCAUCCCUCCGUAAUCCAUCUCUUAAUAAAUCUUUAUCGACAAUGACACGUUCGUUUUCUCAAGACACCAACGUUGGUAAUGUAACUUCCUCUGAAGCCACAUUGCCACCAUCGAAAACGUCGCAUUCAGAACCGUCUUUGGAUCAUAUGGAUCGACGGAAACCGAAGAAAUUACACCAUAUUAAACAGCAGACGAUUAGGGAGCAUACGGGUUCCACUGAUGACGUUUGUUCGACGGAUUCUUCGGUUAUCGAUGAAGAAAUUAAGCGGAAAAAGAAGAAAUUUUUUUCGUUUGGAAAAACCAAAAGCGACUGACCUCUGAUGAUUCGUUUUUUUUGUUGACUUUUUGGUUUAUUUUUUGAUCUGGUAAAAAAUAAGACAAGUACGUUCGGG
This is a messenger RNA of Onthophagus taurus, 2393 nucleotides long. RefSeq names its product Stromal interaction molecule (gene Stim). The record is from RefSeq and is a predicted model, not a curated record. Gene Ontology annotation, molecular function: protein binding; calcium ion binding; calcium channel regulator activity. NCBI's taxonomy places the organism in Eukaryota, Metazoa, Arthropoda, Insecta, Coleoptera, Scarabaeidae. Gene Ontology annotation, biological process: store-operated calcium entry; activation of store-operated calcium channel activity; intracellular calcium ion homeostasis. Gene Ontology annotation, cellular component: endoplasmic reticulum; plasma membrane.